Silurus meridionalis is the source of this 5849-nucleotide messenger RNA. RefSeq names its product methionyl aminopeptidase 2a (gene metap2a). Lineage: Eukaryota; Metazoa; Chordata; Actinopteri; Siluriformes; Siluridae. The transcript is spliced from 11 exons. The record is from RefSeq and is a predicted model, not a curated record. Gene Ontology annotation, biological process: proteolysis. The coding region runs from base 51 to 1472 and encodes 473 amino acids. Gene Ontology annotation, molecular function: metalloaminopeptidase activity.
UUCCUCUCUCUCUCUCUCUCUCUCUCUCUCUCUCUCUCUCUCUCUCCAUCAUGCAGCACUCAGGAAUGGAGCUGCUGUUACCGGUGGAUAACCUGCACGUAAACGGGGACGCGGCAGAGCACGCGGAGUGCGAUCCUGCAAAGAAAAAGAGAAAGAAAAAGAGGAGGAAGAGCAAAGCUGCGGUUUGGGCAGGACAAGCUGAACUGGGGGAGGACGGCGUUGUCGAGGACACGAGGAAGUCACUGGAGCAGCAGAGCUUGGAGGAAAGAGAGCGAGACGAGAACGGGGAAGAAGAUGGUGAUGAUGGAGACAAUUCUGCUGGGAAAAAAAAGAAGAAGAAGACGAAGAAAAAGUGUGGCCCCAAAACACAGACUGAUCCUCCUACUGUGCCGAUAUGUGAGCUUUACCCAAAUGGACUGUUUCCUGUCGGAGAGGAGUUGGAAUAUCCUUCCUCUCAGGAUGGGCGUAGUGAUGUGUGGCGGAUGAGCAGCGAGGAGAAGCGCAUCCUGGACGAAGCCAGGGAGGACAUGUGGAACGAUUUUCGGCUGGCCGCAGAGGCGCAUCGGCAGGUACGGCUGUACGUGAAGAGCUGGAUUAAACCGGGCCUGACCAUGAUCGACAUCUGUGAGCGACUGGAGGAGUGCAGUAGGAGGCUGAUUAAGGAGAAUGGACUGCAAGCAGGUUUGGCUUUUCCCACCGGCUGCUCUCUCAACAACUGCGCUGCUCAUUACACACCCAACGCCGGAGACGGCACCGUGCUGAAGUACGACGAUGUGUGCAAGAUAGACUUUGGCACACACAUCAACGGGAGGAUUAUUGACUGUGCCUUUACUGUCAUUUUUAAUCCAAAGUAUGAUCCCCUGCUUGAGGCUGUAAAAGAUGCUACCAACACUGGAAUCAAGUGUGCAGGUAUUGAUGUGCGUCUCUGCGAUGUUGGAGAGUCCAUUCAGGAAGUGAUGGAGUCAUACGAGGUGGAAUUAGAUGGGAAAACAUAUCAAGUAAAGCCAAUCCGCAACCUGAAUGGUCACUCAAUUAGUCAAUACCGGAUUCAUGCUGGCAAAACAGUUCCUAUUGUAAAGGGUGGUGAAGCCACCAGAAUGGAGGAAGGUGAGGUGUAUGCUAUUGAGACAUUUGGUAGUACAGGGAAGGGAGUUGUCCAUGAUGACAUGGACUGUUCACACUACAUGAAGAACUUUGACGUAGGACACGUCCCAAUCAGGCUACCAAGAGCCAAACACUUGUUGAACGUAGUGAACGAGAACUUCGGCACGCUGGCGUUUUGUCGCCGCUGGCUGGACCGGCUGGGCGAGAGCAAGUAUCUUAUGGCACUGAAGAACCUAUGUGACCUGGGCAUCAUCGACCCCUACCCGCCGCUUUGUGAUGCCAAGGGCUCUUACACAGCUCAAUAUGAGCAUACCAUUCUGCUCAGGCCCACGUGCAAGGAGGUGGUGAGCAGAGGAGAUGACUACUGACUGUACAAAAGAAACUACACAGUCCGAAAGGGACACACGCUAAUACGCACACUAAUAGUAGGAAAAUUUAACUAACUGGCUAAAGAGACGGAUGCUGCAACAUUUCGCAUGAAAAGCUAUAUGAAUUAUACAUUCUAAACUAUGCAGGAAAACAAACGAGGCUUUUGUAGCUGCUGUCCUGGGCCUUGUUUUUCUAAAUGCUCAGAUCUUUAUAGGACAAAUCAGUUAUCUCAUUCAAACAGUUGAGCAUUUAAGGGUUAAAGGCCUUGCUCAAGGGGGCCCAGCAGUGGCAGCUUAGUGGUGGUGGGAUUUGAAAUCACAACAUCUUAGCCUCUGAGUUACCCCCUUCCCUUCGAACCAUGCUUACUUUAUUUAAAAUCCAAUUCCUCUGGUGGUGUACAGAGGCAAAAGUAAUGUGAGUGAACAUGGAUUUGAGGCAUUCGUGCAGAAUUGCGCACACAACCACGUUUUCUGAUGCCACAUAAAUGGACGUUCAUUCGUUCUUGUUCUGUUUAUGUAAGACAUAAGUCUUACAUAAACAGAACAAGAACGAAUGAACAUUCAUACUCAAUAAUCAAUAUCAAUAAUUUACUAAUAACUUUAAAUGAAAAAGUGAAAUAACUAAGAAUUAUUCAGAUACAAAAGUGUUUUUGCAAACAAAUGCAGACCGAGUUCAGUCACAGUGCUCCUGAAUUCUCCAUUGAGAAUUGGUCAGAAGUUGUUGAACAGUGUAUUAGCACUGAUCAGAACUUUCUCUAACAGCAGGUUUAUAUUUUAGCUAUAGCACGAGAUAUUAUUCAACCCGAAUUCCAGUAAAGUUGGGGAAAAUGUAAAACGUAAACUAAAACAAAAUGCAAUUAUUUUUGUUUAUCCAUAAUUUUCAAAUUUCAAUUUACCUGACGACAGACCAGAUUUUAAACGAGAUGAAGAUGAAGAUGAUGGCGGCAUUUCUGGAUCAUGUUCCCACAUGCCGCCUUCUUUGCAUGAUAGAGAUUUAACCCAUGUUUGUGGAUAAAAUGGCAAAUUGUGUUGACAGGCAGUGAUUGUGCAGAGAUUGGGGGGUAAUGCUCAUGUCUAGCUGUGGGAAAUUGGCAAAGGUGGAUAAAACAAAACACGCCGAAGGCCAUAAAAGUCAAUAAAGUGGAAAUAAAAUGAAUGUUUUUAAGUUUUUAUUCUUUCUGUACCAAAUGAUUCACAGCCUGGAACCACUCCAAGGUCUGGUGGUUGAAAACCCCUGCUGUAGAUGAGAUUGGUGAAGCUUUGCCCAGCUACACUUCUGAGAUACUCCACCGCAAUAAGAUACACUAUUCAUACCCAUUCAAGCCAUUUAACAUAAUUAGCUGCAAAAUGUUCCUUUAGCUGUUUCUUUUUAAUAACACUUGCUUUUUCAGCCAUUUGUUGCCCCGUCCCAACUUUUUUGAGAUGUGUUGCAGCCAUCUAAUUCGAAAUGACCUUGGAAUUUUCUGUCAUUUUACAUUUCCUCAAUUUAAACAUUUAAUAUUUUUCUAUGUUCUAUUGUGAAUAAAAUAUUGGGUUAUUGAGAUUUGCAAAUAAUUUUGUUUUUAUUUACAUUUCUACCAACUUUUUUUGAAUUGGGGUUAUAAUAAUGUAAUAUCUCGCUAGACUUUAGCUAAAAUGAAUUAAUGUAGAGUAUUUCUUGCAAAUUUAUUUUUUAAAUAUUUGAUCCCAUAUCAAGAUGCACAACCUACUGUUUAGUCUCUAUGCAAGAAUCACUUAAAUUCUCCUUAAGGAUACAGUGCUUUGGGGAAACAAGGCCCAGUCAGGAUCUAAAUUUUUAGAUACUGACAGCAAACAGCUUUCAAAUCAGGUUCUGGAAAUCUUGUAAUCAUACUAUUUACUUGGGUUUUUUUCAUAUCCGAAGUAUUUUUAUUCAAAUGAUAAAGGGCUUUUUGGAUUUUAUGGAUAUGGCAUGUGAAAAUCUGAGUGGAAUUUAAAAAAAGCUUUUAUCUAUUCCUUCUUAGUGCCUAGCAAUAAAUGAGAAAUAAUUGAGGUUAAAAGAGUAUGGCUGCUUGGCUUCACAUGGCAUGACGAUCUGCUACACACAUUUAGGAUACGUUGGUAUCUACAAUCUCUAGACUUGUAAACUCCAUGUUUUGAGUUGAAAUGUUUUUUUUGUAAGUCAGUUGAAUACCUAUAUUCAUUUACCAGAUCUGUGCAUGUUUUCAUAAUUAUUCCUUCACAGACUAAAUUCUUAUCUACUGUCAUGUAUAAGCUUAUUAGACAUGUAUGCUUAGUGGAGUUUAUUGGUUAGUCAUCAAUCUAACUGUCCAUAUGUUUAAGCCUGGAAUUGUUUCUUUUUAGGUAACCCCAGCCUCCAAAUACCUCAAUCCCUUUACAGAGUCUGUCAAAACUAUAGAAACAUCUGGUCUUCAUGGUUAUUGAGAGACACACGUUUGUCCUUUUUUUUUAUAUGCAAAAAAACUAGCUAAUGUCAAGGUAGGAAGAUUUACUGUAUUUUCAUUGAAAAAUCCUCUCUUAGCAUUAAUAACUGCUUUACACACUUUUAGCAUCUGGAAAUACCUUGCUGUGCCUCUUAUAAAACCUGCCAAAGGUGUUCUUUACUAGUUAUAGAUUUCUUUCUGAUCUUGAGAUCCAGUUUAUCCCAGAGCAGUUUACUGUAAUAGGAUUUAGGUGUGGUGACUGGGCAGGACAUUCCAUGAUAGAUGACACUCCAGUCAACAUUUUGCUCACUAAUUGAUACUUACAGUUCUCAGGCAUACUGUAAGCUUCAUGUCAUGUCUUUGUAUGGUGAAUUCAGUUCCAAUGAGCCGCAGUCCAGACAGAAUUGUGUGGCGUUGUAGUAUGGAAUGGUAGCCAUGUUGGUUCAGUAUCCCUUUCACCAUUUGUCCAAGUAUAUAAUGAGUUUGCAAUAAGUUUUCCAAAUAUAAGCAGAAAUGGAAUAUGGCUAAAAGAUAUAUAUAAAAGUGGAAAAUGACUUAGCUACAAGUAUUUUAUUUAGAGUUUGACCGAAACAGAUAGCUUGGUUAGAUCAUACUUGCUAAAUUUGAAUAGAUAUUGAAGAAAAUAAAAGACAUGCAUUUAAACUUAAAACAAAAAGUAACACUAAAUAAAUGAAAACAGUUACAUGCAAAAUUAAUAAAAUGUCACUUCAAAUAUCAGCAUGUGGUGUCAGUGAUUUACCUCUAGAGGCCGCUCUUGUUCUUUAUAGUGCAACCCGGAAAAACUAUUGGUAUGUAUUUUUUCUCAUAAACGAUAGUUUCAGCAAUCAACUAUCGGUGCUGAUUAUUUGGCAAAACCAAUGUAUUGGUCGAAUUCUAAUUUUAUCCAAAACCUACUGUUAUUGCCUAAGGUGACAGUUAAACUGUUAAAUUGCCUAGUUGGUCGCAUAUAAACAGAACUAACAUGCAUGUGUCUCUUAAAAACAAUAAAAGACAAUGUUUCCACAAUUUCUGUUUGCUUUGGAUAAAUAUCUCUCCUGUUUAAAAAUCAGCCAUUUCUCUGAACCAGUGCUAAUAAUGUAAACACAUGUUAGGGCAUUAACAAGUAGACAUUGCUUGGUGUAGCAGACACUAUAUGGCUAAAGGUUUGGACACCUGACUAUGGCUCUUGUUCAUGGAUUUUCCUCUGUUGCCACAAAUGUAAAAGCCCCCGAUUGUAUCGAAUGCCUUUAUAUACUGUAGGAUUACAAUUUCCCAUUCACUGAAACUAAGAGGCCCAAAUCAGAGGAAUUGAAUCAGAGGAACUCACUCUGAAACCCAAAUCUCCUCACACAUCGUCACUCCCUGCUUCUGUAGAAUUCAGUGGAAAGCCAUCCCAGAAGAAUAUAUACUGUAUGUAUAGCCCAUAUAGUGUAAAUGUUAGAGUUUCACAUAGACUCCUUUACACCUCUUUAGACAAGUGUUUCUAAAGUUUAGGUGGGUUCCUGUAAAAUCCCUUGUAUGAGUGAUGAAGCACCUUCAAAAUACAAUUUCCUGCUACUAAGACUUUCAAGAGAACCUGUAUCAUUUAACUUGGUACAUUUUCUCCAUAUAUAUGUUGUAUAAUACAAAUAAAUAUAAAAAUGUACAGACACAAACUGGUUGUUGGCUCUGCUUUUCAUUUCCUUUUACUCUCAGAUUCUUAAUCACUGUAAAUGUUGAAAUGUUAAACAGGAAAAUGCUCUGAGAAUAAUUUAGAAUGGUGUGUAAGUGCUUCAGAGGUCUCUCGUGUCUUUACAGUGGUUUCAAGGCACGUUCAAGUCAAACUGGGACUUUUAAUUUUCCAGGUAUAAAAAUGGAUGCUAGCGUAGCAGGACUACCAAAGUAGUAAAUGGCAAGUGUGUCCUUUUACUGAUGAGCGGCGUAGUGAUGAAGUGCACUGAUGACGAAGUGAAGCAGGCUGUCCUAGGAUGGUUUA